AUGAAAAUAGGGCCCUCUGCGAUGAGGGCCGAUAUUGGCCUAAUAUUUUUUCUAUAUUUUAUCAUAUUUUUUCUAUUUUUAACACUACCAGUUACUGGUGAAACACAUCGAAUUGUUGAGGGACCAGUUGAAUUGACACAAUUAUUAACAUCGUUGGAUCAACAAGUUGAAUGUGGACAUGUUUAUGAAGCUGAACACUUUUUAGUGGCGGCGGUUUCGAAUCAAAUACCUCGAAUUAUUCCACUAGCACGUUUUUUGACUGAUCAACGAAGUGUUGAACCGGAAAAGAUUUUGGAAGGUGCAAGCACUUCGAUGUAUAAACCAUUCAAUGUCACGUUCACACCAAAGAAACCAUAUUUUUAUGGAUUGCAAUUAAGUUGUGGAGAUGGUGAUAAAAAGACAAGGUUUGUGAUCUAAUUUUUCGUGGCAUUUAGAUCAAAAAUAUGUUUCUCUCACUUUUGCGCUGACUUUAUUUUGAAAAAAAAAUACACCGUGUCUGCCCAAAAAAAUCCCAAAUUUGUUUUUGUUCUCACAUAAACAAAUUUUUUUCAUAUUUAAUAAACCGUGAGAACUUCCGGUCCCCCAAUACAAUUUCUUUUUCUAUUCUGUCCCAAAAUUAGCAUAGGCUCGAUCAAUGGGAAAAAGAAAAAAUACUAUCGAAUUUCAUAUAAACAUGUUGUGUUUUCUCCCCCAUUUUUGGCGAGUUUUGAGGGCUUUUUGUUGUUGAAUAAUUGAUUUUUUACGGCGGAACGAACGUGUAAAAAAACAAUGGGGGAGAACAACAAAAAUUUGGAACAAAUUUUAAAGGCACAUAGGAUAUCUUGAAGCGAAAAUAUGUUCGUGUUCUCUCGGAGAAAAAAAAAAAAAUUUUUCUGAUUUUUCCAGGGAAGCUUUAUUCGAAAAACUGUAGUUUUUCAAAGAUCUUGAGACGAAAUUAUUUUGUGUAGUUCUCUCGGAUGAUUUUUUUUUCAAUUUUUCCCUCAAUCAAAAACCGUAGUUUUCAAAGGCGCACAAAUAAUUCUGAAAAUAUCUCCUACCGAAUUAGUUUUUUUUUGUGUAGUUCUCUUUGACAAUUUCCAAAUUUUUCCAUGAAGCGUGAAAAAGUGUCUUGUGAUAAAAAAAAUAAAUGAAAACAAACAAAGCUCACAGAGAUUUAUAUUUGAUGAGAAUCAUGAGAUGAAGAAAAAAAGGGGAGAAGUGUAAAGAAAAAAAGAGGGAGAGAAAAGGAAAUUAAAUUUUUUUAUGCUUCUUCUUGAAUUUUGAUUUGAAACAAGAAAAAACACGAUUUUUCAUGACCGAGAAAAAUUUUUUGAAAUACAUUUUUUCCAGAAAAUGGUUGCCACGUUUGGUUUUCGCGUCAAAUCACAGUACAACGAAUUAUUUAACAGUUGAUGUCAAGCAAUUCGAUAUUGAUUUGUGUGGAAAAGUCGAAUGUCAAACGAAGGUAAGAUUUUCCAAAAAAAAAAGAGUUCGCGGGGAUCGUUCCUCGAACUUGGGUGUCGCGAUUCUCAGCAAAACGCUCUACCACUGAACCACGCGCGUUGCUGGUUUCGAUACCUCAAAUUUCGGUGAAAAACAACUCUCGAUUUGUUUUACUGUAGUGUUCGGUGGAGCGCGUUUGCAUUUCCCCUCUUAAUUUUCUUAUCUCAAAUAUUUAGUGGCUUGUAAGACAACCUCUUCUCAUAUGUCAAAUUUUCCCAUCAAAAAAUGGUUGAGUGCCGAAUUUCCGGUCUUGCUCUUUCUUUUUUGGACAAUAAUGCUUUGCUCCCCAAAAAAAGUAUGUAGAAGUUGGAUUCAGACAGCGAGAGGAAGUGAGAGACGCAGAGAUAUUCUGGUGUUCCCUAGAGAGUUUUUCUCUCUCUCUCGUUUUUUCAAGCCUAGCAGCAUAUAAACACCGAUUUAUCUUUUCUUUUUGUGUUGUUUGGGACCCGGAGAGCACAAAAAAAAGCAAAGAAAGCACAGAAAAAAUAGAAGGGGGAAAAAGGAAAUGAACCGAAAAACGGCGAAGGAAAAAAGAAGAAGAAGAAAAAAGUUUUGGGACACACUUCUCUCUUUUUUGCACAUACUUUUUAUGCAGAUUUUUUUUGAGAUGAGCGAGAUGUGACAAGAGGGAAUAAACAUUUUAUGAGCAGUUUUUUUGAAACAGUGGGAAUUUUGGGAAACAAAAUUUGAAAGAGAAAAAUUCAAAUUUUUUCUUUCUAAAAAAUUUGAAACAGUAAAUUUUUGGGAAUCACAGAAAAUGUGUAUAUCAGUAAAAUUAAUUCAAGAAUUGAAAUAACAAUUUUUUGAAACAGUGAAAUUUCAAAAAAAAAAACUAGAUCAGAAUUUUUCGAAAAAAAAUUUUUUGCGAAAAAAACAUUUACUUUUUAGAGUUUAAGAAAUUAUUCAAAAAUUUUGUGAGUUCUGAAUUUUGAUUUUUUAGAAAAAUCUUAUCCUAAUAAUUGUAAAACUUAAUCUCUUCUUUCAAAAAAAAUUUGAAACAGUCAAUUUUUUUGAAUAUAACUUUUUCAAUAAAAAAUUCAUGUGAUACAGUGAAAAAAUAAUUUUUUAAAUGAAGAUUUGGGGACAGUUUUGAAGUUUUGUGACGCAUCAAAAUGAAUUUUAGAAUUUAUUUCGAAAAGAUUUGAAACAGUUAAAAAUCUCCAAACCAAAAUCGGGAAAUAAAUUAAAAAAUUCAGCUCAUAAUUUUCUGAAUCAAUGAAUAUGCAGAAAAUGCAGUAAUUUUAUACUAGAAUUUCGUAAAAUUUUUGAUGCGUAGAUAUGCAAAUAAUUAUUUCAAAGAAUUUCGAAAAAUUCAAAACAGUAUUUUGAAACAGUGAAUUUUUUCAGUUUGAAAAUUUUGUGCGAUCUGACAAACAAAACAAAACAGGACUAGAUAUUUCUCGAAAAAAUUUAAAUAACUAUUUUUUGAAACAGUGAAAUUUUUGUAAAUUUAUAUUGUUGGAAGCAGCAAGCACUAUUUUAGCAAAAUUCUGAAACAGUGAAAUCUCUCAAAUCCAAUAAAUAUCUCUAUUUUUCCAGUGCACAUGGACAGUUCACGGUGGUUUGCGUGUUUCGGCAAAAGCGUGUUGUGCUCCCGAUCCCUUGAAUAAUACUCGUUAUUUGUGUCGAAGUGAUGGCGAACGAGGUUCGUUUAUAAGUACGUUUUUAAUUCUUUUUUUUCGGGAAAUAUAUAUUAAAGACACAAUAACAAACACCAUGUGCGCUCUAUCGCACACUGAUUUUCCUUUUUUGGUGUUAUUGUGUCUUAUUGUGCUUCUACCACACACACACACAAAAAUAUUCAGAAUUUAUCACUUUUUCAUUCACAUCACAGAGAAAUCUAUAAAUUUUAAAGGCGGGUACAGUACUCCAAAUUUCUUCAGGUCGCCAUAUGCUUUUGGCAUUCAAUUCGGUUUGCGCAUUCGUUUGUCUGGCAUUGAUCCCAAUUGUUUGUUAUCAGCGAAAAAGACAGCAUGAGGUACGGUCAUUUUGAAAAAAAACUGAAUUUUUACAUUUCAAUUUCAGGUUCGAGGCUGGGCAUUGAUGGAAUUGUUUUUGUUAGGCGCAUCGAUUUUAUAUUCCAUUGUGAGUUUUUUUUUUGAAAAUGAGAAAAAAGGUUACUUUUUCAAAAAUUGUCGAAAGGCUUUGUUGAAAUUUUUUGAAUAUUGAUUUUAGACUUAACAAAACUUAAAGUUCACAAAAAAUUACUCCAAAUCAUCCCAGAUAAGAGGAUUUGGAUUAUUUCUGACAGAAAACCCCAAUUUUAAAAAUAUUGAAUGUUUUCAAUUAGAAUUUUCAAUGAAUAAAAAAAUCAAAGAAAUUACUUUUUAUAUAAACUAAAAAAGUUCACUAUAUUUUGAAACAGUAAAUUUUUUCGUACAAUUUUUCUGGACAAUUGGAAAAUUUUUACCGUUUCAAAAAUACUAUGUUCUUUUUCCAACACAUAUAUUGGAUUCCACGAAAAUCGAGAAAAAUAUGUGAAAAUUUUGAAACAGUAAAUUUUUGAAAAAUAUUGAGAUUUUGUUUUUACCCAAAUUCAGGAAAUAAAAAUUCUGAUGAUAUAAAUUUUUUUCAAAAGUAUUUUCCAACUGAAAAAAUUCACUGUUUCAAAAAAUGCACAAAUAUUUGUUAUUUAUUUUGAACUCUGCUCUGUCUUCUGCAAAACAUGAAUUCACCCAGAUAUAAAACACAUUUGAAUAUUUUUGAACAUCUUCAAAAUUUCGCUGUUUCAAAAAAUACAUUAAUUUUUCAUAGCUAUCUAAUUUUGAGUUCCUUUUUGGAAAAAUAAGUAAUUUUGUUCAUCUCAAAAAAUUACUGUUUCAAAAAAAAAAAAUUUGUUCUCUCAUUCAAAAAUUGCUCUUUUCUUGUAGCUUCGGAAAAAUUCAUAAAUAAAAAUUUUUUUUUUCCAAAAUUUCAAAUUUUUUUGCAGUUAUUUUUGGAUUGGUUAGCUCCGCCCGAAGCUGGUUGUUGUGUUGCGGUUUGGUUGCGACAAAUUGGAUUUUCGAUUUUCUAUGGAUCAAUUGUGCUCAAAAUUUAUAGGUCAGCCAUUUUUUUUUUCGUUGAACUCAAUUUCAAUUCAUCACUCAUUUUACACGCACAUUUUGGAUGUAGUAAGAGAAAGGACGAUAAAGAGAACAAAAAACUAAUUUGAAACAACAUUUUGUUGCGUGAUAGAAUUUGAAAUGUUUUUUUUUGAAGAGAAGAAAAAGAAGAGAUAUUUAUGUGAAAAUGAGGGAGAUUUUGGAUUUGAGGGGAAAAAUGGAAAAAAUACGUUUCAAAAAUUAUUUUUGUGAAAUUUCAUAUUUGGUUAUUUCAAUCAGGUCUACCAUCCUUCUCUGGACAUAAGAUUAAAUAAAUCAUUUCUAGGAUUACGGUAUUUUCAAUACCGUUACAAUUUUAUUCAGUUAGUUUUUGGCAUUUGGAAAAUUGGGGGUGAAUUAUUUCAGAAAAAAUCUUCGCAGUGUCGACUUUUCACUGUUUCAACAAUUAUUGAUUUUUCAAAAGAAAAACAAUUUUCAAAAAAAUAAUUUUCACUGUUUCAAAUUUUUUUGAAUUUAAAUUGUUCGUGUAUCCUACGAUUCCACAAAUCUCCGUUGUAAUUGAAUUUGGUCGAUUAAAUCAUUUUGGUUGUGGAAAAAUGUUUAAAAGAAAUAUGUUUCAAAAAUUAUUCUUGUACAACUUACUCAACUAAAUUUUAUUCAGUUCAAUAUUUUUGAAAACAAUUUUUUUAACUCCGCAGGGUAUAAAAAAACAACUUUUUUCACUGUUUCAAAAAUUAUUGAUGUACAAUUUUUUGAGCAGUUUUUCCAUUCAUUUCAUUGGAUGCGGGCAAAAUUUUAUUCCGAAUAAUAAUGUUCACUGCUUCCAUGAAAAUUAUAAUUUUUGGAUAAAUUUGAUCGUCAAAAUAAUUUUCAAUUUAAAAUUCCAGAAAUCCCAUAAAUUUCCACUGUUUCGAUAAUUUAUGUGAAAAAAAAAUCCAGAAAUUCAGAAAUUUUCUCAACUGAAAAUCUUCACUGUUUCAAACAAUCUUUUCAAAAAACAAUUUUUUUUGGUUCAAUUUAAUCACUAUUUGGGUUUGAAAAUUUACUGUUUCAAAAAUAAUUUAUUCUCGAAAAAUGUUAGAUUGUUUUGGUUCCAAUUUCUCAUUUGAAAUUAUUUAGCGAAUAAAAAACAACAAUAAUUUUUCAAAACUUUGCAAUGUCUAAAAAAUUAAUUUUUUCACUGUUUCAAAAAUUAUGAAAAUUAUUUAGAAAAUGGAAAAUUUGAUUACCAAGAUUUUUAAGGUAAAUGUGGAUAAAUUUUUAAAAGUGAAAAUUAUAAUUGUUCAAAAAAAUUCAAAAAAAAAAUGAAUUUUUCAGAAGAAAAAAAUCGGAAAAAGCUUCAGUGUCAAAAAAAAUUAAUACUUUUUUCACUGUUUCAAAAAAUAUUGAAUUUAAAAUAUUCUCUGUCAUACAAUGAUCAAUUCAAGUUAUUCAAGUAAAAAAUCCAUAAUUCCAGAAAAUGUCUAUUGUUUAAGUUAAAAAUUAAGCUAUUUUCUCAACUAAAAAAUUUCACUGUUUCAAAUAGUUAUGAAAAUUAUUAAGAAAAUUGAAAAUUUGAUUAGGUGAAUAGUGGAGAAAUUUUUACAAGUGAAAAUUAUAAUUGUUCAAAAAAAAAAUUCAAAAAAAUGAGUAUUUAUGAAUUUGCUCAGGGAAAAAAAUCAAAAAAGCUUCGCAGUGUCUAAAACAUAACGUUUUUCCACUGUUGCAAAAAUUAUUGAUGUACAAUUUUUUGACCAGUUUUUCAUUCGCAUUAGUUUCGGCAAAAAAUUUCAAACAAUAAUUCACUGUUUCAAGAAUUAUUGAAUUUAGAAUAUUCUGUGCCCUACAAUGAUCAAUUCAAGUUAUUCAAGUAAAAAAUUCAGAAUUCCACAAAAUUUCUACUGUUUAAAUUAAAAAUCAAGUUAUUUUCUCAACUAAAAAAUUUCACUGUUUCAAAAAAUAUUGAAUUUAAAAUAUUUUUGUGUGUUCUCCAAUUCGACCUUCUAACGUUUUCAAAAAAAAAUUAAAUAAAUAUCCCUUCAAAAUUUUUUCAGGAAUCUUCAAGAAUACCGUGUCCGAAAAGCGCAACAUGUAUCAGUUCGCGAACAAGAUAUGCUCAAAUAUUUGGCAGCAAUGUUAGCUCUAACCGUAACCGGUUUAAUGGCUUGGACAGUUGGUUCAUGGGGUGAUAUGGCAUUAUGGAAAACCGCUUGGCCACAAUGUCAUAUGCAAGGAUGGCAUGUUAUUUGGCAUGGUUAUGAGUUGUUAUUCCUUUUAUAUGCUGUUCGAUUGUGUUAUAAGGCGAGAAAUAGUGAUUGGUUGGAAAGAUGGCAAUUUACGGUUGCUGUUUGUUUGGAGGCUAUUAUUACACUUAUGGCUAAUCUUAUUAGGUGAGCUGGAUUCCAGAAUGAAAAAAUUAUGUUAAUUUCGAUUUUUUCUGAAAUUUCUGAUUGAAAUUAUUUUAAUCUUUAAAUUUUUUGAAUUUCAGAAAAAAAUUAACUUUGAAAUUUUUUGACGUCAAAUCUGAACAUUUGGAUUUGAGCCAAAAUUUGAAUAUUUUUGAAUUCAAUCUUUUUCAAAUUUCAGGCAGAAAAUCUGAAAUUUUUGAAAAAAAAACUGAUUUUUCUGAUAUUUUAUUUUUUAAAUUCAGUUUUUUUUUGAAAAUUCAACAAAUUUCAAGAAAAUCUUAAAUUUCCCCCCAAAAAACUCACAUUUCCCCUCGAUUUUUGCAGGUAUUCAAUUCGUAAUUCUGGUCGAGCCGACACAUUAUUCAUAGUCUCAUUUGUGCAUCUCCAAUUAACAGUUUCCGUGAAUAUUGUCAUAAUUGUUGCGCCGAAAUUCUAUUUAUCGAAUGGCGAACCGAGUCGACGAUCGAUGACUUUGGGUGGACAUUCUGGAAGAGCACAUCCAAGUUUGGCAAAACUUCGAGAUAAUAUUCUGAAUGGAACUAUCGAUUUUGCGGAAGUUCCGAUCGUUGAUAUGAAUCCUGAAGAUAUUCGAGUUCGUUUUUGCUUAUCCUAAAUUCUUUCUAAAAAUUUAAAUUUUCAGGCUGAACUGAAGCGUGUUUACACGCAGCUUCGGAUGUAUAAAUUGAAGAAUUUGUAUCAAGACAAUCCGCAUAUUUCGAAGAAGCGUGGCGGCAAGAAGUGGAGCGAUAAGAAUGCGAAAACUCGUCGAAUCUCGAUUCCUUCUUGUUCGCCACAGGCAAAGCGGAUAGAGGAGGAUGAGAAGAGUGAUUUGACUGUUGAAUCGGCACCACACAAUGUGUAUUUGAGCACAUACAAAAUGCAAAUGGAGCAGAACCAUUCAGUUCGGGUAUAG
This is a messenger RNA of Caenorhabditis angaria, 7823 nucleotides long. Lineage: Eukaryota; Metazoa; Nematoda; Chromadorea; Rhabditida; Rhabditidae. The record is from the annotation of a GenBank genome assembly.